UUGAGAGCUUUCCGCACGUUGUAUCUCUCUCGGAUUCAAACAAUGAUUCCAUAUUUGAGUGCAUGGAGGCAAAAAGAACGGAGUUCGAUCCUGUCGCAAAGACCGCAACGUUCGUAUGGACAUUCCGGCCUCCAGGGUCUUCAAACAAGCUAGAUGUUCCAUUCCCUCAAAGAGUUGGAAACGAACCUGGAACAAUUCAAUUUUGGUCUCCUCAAGAUCCCACACCAAGAGAAGGAAGGCUCUACUACACAGACUACGACACUUGUGCUAUUCUAGACUUUGAAAUCCUCGGACAUCAAUGCUCGCUAUGGGUCCGGACAGAUACCAUUCAGUCCUUGCCACAGGAGUGCAUCGACCAAUUCGAAGACACUUGUGGCGUGGUGGUUCCCAAGCAACGUAGAGAGCUUUGCGGCGACAGUGAUAUCAACUUUUGAUGAUAAACAUCAGCGCGCACCAA
Messenger RNA from Dermacentor silvarum, 457 nucleotides. RefSeq lists its product as uncharacterized. Gene Ontology annotation, biological process: symbiont-mediated perturbation of host defenses. NCBI's taxonomy places the organism in Eukaryota, Metazoa, Arthropoda, Arachnida, Ixodida, Ixodidae. The record is from RefSeq and is a predicted model, not a curated record. The transcript has 4 exons. The coding region runs from base 63 to 434 and encodes 123 amino acids. Gene Ontology annotation, molecular function: amine binding.